Messenger RNA from Nanorana parkeri, 658 nucleotides. It is a transcript of the gene RNF25, whose product is annotated as ring finger protein 25. Gene Ontology annotation, cellular component: nucleus. NCBI's taxonomy places the organism in Eukaryota, Metazoa, Chordata, Amphibia, Anura, Dicroglossidae. The transcript is spliced from 7 exons. Gene Ontology annotation, molecular function: ubiquitin protein ligase activity. The annotation marks the transcript as partial. The record is from RefSeq and is a predicted model, not a curated record. Gene Ontology annotation, biological process: protein ubiquitination.
UAUCACCGAGAUGUUACGCAUGACGGCCGUGCGGUCCUUGGGCGGUCCUCUUCUCUAUGAACUGAUUGAGAAAGGGAAGGAGAUGCUGACAUCCAGUAAUAUUCCUCGUGGUCACUGUGUUAUCUGCCUAUAUGGCUUUCAGGAAGGUGAUUCCCUUACCAAGACGCCGUGUUUUCAUCACUUUCACUCUCACUGCCUGGGACGGUAUACUAAGCACUGCCUGGAGCAGAAACCAGAAGAGGAUCUCUCCGUUUUCUGUCCUGUUUGUCGUGAAAGAUUGGUGUGUGAGUUUACCAAACUGCAAGAUGCCCCGCCCCCUCAGCAGCCGGAGGAGCGGUAUGUUCCGGACACAUGUGCCGUGCAGCGAGAGAAGAGUCUGCGGCGGAUCUAUGAGCGUCAGUUGGCGAAUGGCGGAAUCAUCGACGUCGAGGCCGAAAGAAAUCGUUUCUUUAUCAGUAUCCAGGAGGCCCCGGCCUCUGAUCAUGCCGUCUUUGUGCCAGAGGAAGUGGAAGAGUCUGCAGAACCGGCCGGCCCCGUGUCAUGCGAAGAUCAUACCACCAAGCAGCAGGUUGUCAUUGGUUCUCACACUGAGGGACACAGAACCAAAGUCCAGUCGUGGCAGGCCGAGAAUGGACACCCGGAGAGUAUGGAGGGAUGA